Molecule: messenger RNA, 3113 nt
Organism: Megachile rotundata (alfalfa leafcutting bee)
Lineage: Eukaryota; Metazoa; Arthropoda; Insecta; Hymenoptera; Megachilidae
Source: RefSeq, a predicted model, not a curated record
AUAUUAGUUAAAUGCGAUCAAAUAGAAUGCCAAUAAUCUCGCAAAUCAGAUUAAAAUCUCGAUAUAAAAUCAGCCGUAAUCGAAUCAUCGAUAUCAUAUUCGAUAGGCAGUCUAAUUUGUACGUACGCCGCACAUGGUUUAUUGUGGCGCAAAUGUAAGCAUACUGAAUUAAUGGUGUCUUCGAAGAUAAUAUUGUUAUGUUAUAAAACUGAUAAAGAAAUGUUGCAUACUUCUGUGGUGCAACAAUCUGACUGUGGUUCACUUCGGCAAAAGUGGGCAUAAUCAAAUGUAGACGCCGGUUUGCGUGAUAAGAUUGUUUUGUGUUCCCAGUAACGGGGGUGUGACAGAUCGUGCAUUUGUAAAGUAUUUUUUUUCUUUUCAAAUGAAAUUCGACAUUGCGCAACUUUUACCUCUUGGCUGCUUUUGAAAUUUCAAACAUACGAUAUAAUAGACAUAUUUCUCAAAAAUAUACAUUAUAUUCGGAGUGUUUAUUUUCCUCUGUUUGUGUCAACAAUAUAAAUUUAGUCAAAGUGUAUAACAGUGAAUUGUUUUAAUUAGACGAUUUACCUUUUUUUUGAGAAAACGUGUGCCAUAUUUUAACACUAUGCGGUUUUAAAUAUCGCAUUAAACUCGCUGAGAUAGCGAAACCUAUUUAUAGGUUAUAAAAUUGCAUGCAUGCUGUUGUCAGUAACGACAACGACCAAACGUUAAGGAAUUUUUAAUGCAAUCCCUAUGCAUUGGCUUCAAGCAACAAACAUACGUGAAGAGAUGCCGUUGAGUCAAAUAAAUCAAACUAAUUUCAAUACGAGUGAAAGCAUAAAUCCUGGUACUGAAAUAGCUUCGACUUGUUAUACUCCUCCACCUUCAUACCAUAAUAUUAAUUUACCUCUUGGACAUCCAUCUACUUUAACUAAUGAUCGUGGUGCACCUCCUUCUUACGAAGAAGCUAUAGAUCCAAAUGCUCCUCCUCCAUCAUAUGAUUCACUAUUUGGUCGUAUGAGAGAAGCUCAUAAAGUUUCUAAAGGUGUAUUCAAUUUUUUGAAAAAUAUCAUUGUAUUACUUUUAGGCACAAUUGGAUGCACUAUUAUCUUAGGAGUAACAUUAGUAGUUCCAAUAUGUAUGAUGGUAAUUGGAGGACUUUAUCUAUAUGAUUGCCCCCAAGGAGAAUAUAUUCCUGUUUAUUUAUUAGUGGGUGGUGGUUUCGGUGUCUUUAAACAAUUGUUACAUUUAUCUGCAAGAGUGCGUCAACGUCAAGAAGAACGAGAUGAAGAAAGGAUACGACAAUCACCUACACAGACGUUAAUUAACUGUUUUAUGCUUGGUUGGUUUAUCAUAGGUUCAAUGUGGGUAUAUAAAGAGUACGAACCAAAUUAUGAUCCAGCUCUUGGCAAAUACUGUAACAAAACAUUAUACUUAUUUGCCUUUUGGCUAAUUACAUCAGUUUAUAUAUUCUUGGGAGUGAUAACGGCAGGACUUUGCAGUAUUUCAGUAGCAAGCAUUGCAUUUCAGAGACCACCGCCUGAUUUAAUGUGAAAUAAUACAAUCUAAUUUUAGAGAUAAACACUCAUUUUCAAGAUUUAUUAUUUUGGGAACAAAACGAUAUAAAAAAAAAUGAAAGAACUGUCCGUGGAUAUUAAAUUACGUCAUAAAAGGGCACAAAAUUUCGUCCACGCUUACGUACCUGAGAUGCUUGAAAACAACAUACUACGAACGAAUAAUUUGCACAUUAAACGCACAUAUAAUGCACUCGAGUUUCAUAAUUUAAUAUUUGUAAUCGUUCGUGGGAACAUCUCUUCAUUUUUUACUCAUACUUUGUUUCUUUAAUGUAUCUCGAUUAUGUAUGAUUAUACUUUUGCUAUGAAUUAAACUUCGAUUAAACAUAGCAAAAUUAAUCGAUCUCCCAAAAUUGGUAUAUCGGGAGAGGGAAAAAGAAGAUAUGCUUUAAUCGAUUCAGGGCUGUGGAUAUUUCGCAAUAACCGCGAAUUCUUUUGAUAUUGUGCCAAGAAAUCGCUGAGACCGUUGAUCGAACUGUCGAUUGCGUGUCGGCGCUCGAUUCGUAACGAUAUUCUUACUUGAGUAGAAUCUCAGGACGUGUCACAAAAUAUUCUAACAUGAAGGUGUCAUCGAACACUGUGAUACAUACAAGAGAAAAAAAAGAACAUUAUUUCCCGUCAAUGUGCUAUAAUGAUUCACAUCGUAGAAUUUAAACGGCAGCUGUUUAACGAUUCUGUACAAGCGAAAAGGGUUCGUUCACUUGUACAAAUAGCUUAUUAUUGGAAGACUGCGAUAUAUCGCAACACAUUUUUUAUUCCUUUGCCCUCUUCCUCCGUCCUUUUAAAAACCUUUCGAUCUCCAUUGAGCCUUUAAUGUCAAUGUAGUCGAACAACACUGUUUUAUAAAAAGACUCAUUUAAAGACUAAAGGGUGAUAUAAAUGUAUAUUAAAUACACGCUCCUUUUAGUAUUUCGAAGCUAUUCAAAUGCCAGUAUUUAUUAGUAUUGUUAGAAAGAAAAGAAAAUUUUUUUAAGAAAUCUUCACGUCUGAUUGGUAUUUAGGACCGAUAGCGGAGGAUGAUAAGAACCUCAACUUUAAAACUAAUAUUUCUUCCACUUUCAUACAUCUUUACCUACUUUUCAAGCGACUAUUUUCGUCUUCCUAUUUAAGUCCAAUUUAAGAGGUGUAUAUAUAACGUCGAAACCCCAUAGGUUCUAAUACGUGUUUUGCGUUCGACUUGUUACGUAUGUACCUUUGGACACACGCUUGCACGCAUGCGAAAGGGCAAACGAGCGAGCUUGCGCUUUUAAAAUUUAGGGAAAACGAAAAUACUUCGUGUAAUCUAUGAUUGUAAUGUAAAGUAUCAUUCAAGUAAACCGAAUAGACUGCAUUUUCUUCGAUCUGAACGUAUUGCUUAGCAGACAUACGAAUAUAUACACGUAUUCGCGUUGUAUACUUAUCGCUAAUUCAAUGUAAUACACCGUACACUUUUUCGACGAUGCGACUUGUCAACAAGAUCUAUGCGUGCCUACGUAUCAAAUUCUUACGUUGUUCAAUAUUAUGGGCACACACGCACAUUUGUUAUUAUAAUAAUUUCCUAAAUAAACUGCUUAAAAAAAC